This is a messenger RNA of Saprolegnia parasitica CBS 223.65, 1958 nucleotides long. RefSeq lists its product as hypothetical. The transcript has 2 exons. Gene Ontology annotation, cellular component: extracellular matrix. Lineage: Eukaryota; Oomycota; Saprolegniomycetes; Saprolegniales; Saprolegniaceae. The record is from RefSeq and is a predicted model, not a curated record. The coding region runs from base 1 to 1824 and encodes 607 amino acids.
AUGCAUGGCAUCUCGUGCCUCUACUUCGGCUUCCUCUCGAUCAUUCAUCUCGUCGCCAACGAUGGGGAAGCCGUUGCACUUAACGGCUACGCGAUGCUACCGAGCGGCGUCAUCUUUGGCACCAUCGCGCUCUUGCAUCUCUACCCUCUGUGCUCGUUCCGUCGGGCUCGCGUCGAUCCUAUUCCGACACUACCAACGUCACGCUGCUCGUUCGAGUACUGGGCAGCUCGGUGGCCCGUGCCCGACAACAUUCAAGUGUGCCUCAACCACUUUGUUGCCAUCGGCUGCGAGACAAAUCUGGCAUAUAAAAUGGCGCGCUAUCUCGCGCAGACCGAGGUCGCCUACUUGUACGCGAUUACGCUCGGAAUCAACUGCCUCUGCACGUCGUGGCUCCUGCUGCUCAAGCGCGCCAACUCGAAGCUGCAGCUCAUCGGGCUCAUUGACUGCGUCAUGUCGACGGCCUUGACGGCGGGGUUUCCGCUUGUUUUUUCGCCCUUUGACUGGCUCGCGCUCAACGUGCCUCCGUCACGCUUGCUCGUGACGUCGUCGGGCUCGGACUUGGUCAUCAAGACGAUCUUGGGCGUCUCCAACUUUUUUGUGCUGAGGCGGCUUCGCCACACCAAGAAGAGUACCCCACGGCCGCUGCUGCGCACCAGAAGCUGGAGUCGGCACCGGUUCUCCGCCACCCUCAAGCUCGCGGACGCGCUGCGCGAUCACUCCGGGUCGCGUCGCCACCUCACCGUCUCGUCGAUGCCGCGGCUCAGUUCGGUUUCGUUCGAAGUCGCCAAAGUGGCGUGGGAAGCGAGUAAAGAGUACUUUACGUGGGAGCAAGAGCACCAGAAUGUCGUGCUGGCCGCGCUCGUUCUCGGACUUUUAUGGGGCGGCGCCGUCCUUCUUGUGGCGACACUCGCAGUCUUUCACCGCGACGCGUGCCCGUCCUACUGCGAACAAGCGGCCGCGCCUUGGUUUACCAGCGACUGCCGCUGCGUUUACGCCCGUCUCCACUGCGUCCGCGGCCACAUUGUCGACAGCCGGUCCGUCGACUCGUAUUUUACACCGGCGCGCCUCGGACCCGACCUCUUUCUUCUGCACGUGCAGCGAUGCGACAUCCCCCAUGGCUUGAACGCAACAACGACCGCGCAGUUCUUAUAUCUCUAUGGUAUUUGGCUCGAGCACACGGCGAUGCGGGAGUGGCCCGUGACCGCUCUCGCGCUGCCAUCGUCGACGAUGCUCGUGCAUCUUCGCCACGCACCGCACUUGACGUCGCUGCCAGAGGUGCUAUCGGCACCGCCGCCGACGCUUCGGUUUCUGUACGUGGCCGAGUGCCCGCUCUCGACCAUAUCGGGUGCGGUGUUUCAAAAGUGGACCCACUUGCUCUCGCUGCGACUACCCGCGACGGGCUUGACCACGCUGCCUCCCGAGAUUGGCGGCCUUUCCAUCGUGUCGUCCCUCGACCUGGGCUACAAUGCAUUGACCGCGCUUCCAAUCGAACUCGGCACAAUCAUACCGCACUUGGCCGAGCUGUACCUGGACCAGAACGCACUUUCUGUGUUGCCACUGUCACGUCUCUCAUCAAACCCCAAGCUGGGACUCUAUUUGAACCGAAACCCGAUACCGUCCUUGUGCAGCGAUGGAUGCGCAUGGGGCCGACUCGACAUGACCAACACCCUCUACUGCAAUACGACAACGACAAGUGGGACGCAAGGCGUCUGCGGCAAUGACUGCGCGAGCGUCUGUAGCCGCGACCGCGUCACCGACUACUUUUGCGACGCGGCGUGCAACACGACAGCGUGCGCCUUUGAUGGGGGCGACUGUCUCUUCUAACCCACGCAGCGUUGGUGGGUCAGCCCCGCGCGGCGUCGCUGUGGACUUGUAGCAAAUGUUAUAAAAGCAAACCCCCUGGCUUUUUGUAAGCCGUCUCGUCCAACGGACCACGCAAACCAUCCAUCAUGCAGUUU